AUUCAACUGCCCGAGCUACGGCAGUCGCCGCUGUGUCCACAACAACAUGCGCAAGUAGUGCGGAACAGCUCAAGGACGCUUCAGCAAGUCUCUCCGCACCACUUACAGCCAUGUCGUACUACUUCACCAUCAUCGGCAACCGCGACAACCCUCUCUUCGAGCUGGACUUUGGCACAUCAAAGGUUGGCGGCGAUGGCAUUGCACGCUUUCGGGAAGAGGCCAAGCAUAUGAAUCAAUUCAUCGUGCAUGCAGCAAUCGACAUGGUGGAGGAAGCCCAGUGGAGCACGAAAGACUUAUAUCUCAAGAAAAUCGACUCUUUCCAGAACAACCACAUCCACUGCUUUUUGACUGGCGGCAAUAUCAAGUUCAUGCUUCUCAUGAAUCCUGAUCCCAGUGCUACACCCUACUCGAACUACCAAGCUCCUCCAUCACGGCCAAACACCGGCAGACAGAGCACGUUGAUAGCCAGCAAUCCAACUAGCCAACAGACUGAAGAAGCUGUCAGGCAGUUCAUGACCGAGGUCUACGAAGCAUGGAUGAAGUGCAUCAUGAAUCCGUUCUACAAUGUGAACCAACCCGUGACCAGCCCAGUUUUCAGGAGUAGGGUCGCGACUGCCGCGAAGAAGUACUUGUGAGGAUGUUCUCUACUUGCCACUUCCUCACUCAUUCUCAUCUGAGUUGGUCAUUGGACUACCGGCGACUCGUGCAAACUGGACGAUACCACAGCGCCAUCCACCCAGCUACUCCGCAGUACCGAAAGCGCAGCGAACUGGGAUACUCUUCCACCUACAAGCUCCUGCAACC
This is a messenger RNA of Cercospora beticola, 804 nucleotides long. It is a transcript of the gene TRS20, whose product is annotated as TRAPP subunit TRS20. The record is from RefSeq and is a predicted model, not a curated record. NCBI's taxonomy places the organism in Eukaryota, Fungi, Ascomycota, Dothideomycetes, Mycosphaerellales, Mycosphaerellaceae. Gene Ontology annotation, cellular component: TRAPP complex; nucleus; cytoplasm. Gene Ontology annotation, biological process: endoplasmic reticulum to Golgi vesicle-mediated transport.